Messenger RNA from Gryllus bimaculatus (two-spotted cricket), 813 nucleotides. The record is from the annotation of a GenBank genome assembly. Lineage: Eukaryota; Metazoa; Arthropoda; Insecta; Orthoptera; Gryllidae.
AUGGAAUCAAAUGGAGAAAACGUAAUUGGAUGGAGCAGUGAGGCUAGUUCGUUUCUAAGUAACCAUAGGAACCUGGACGCUGCUGCAAACUCAAUUAUUAAUGAUUUAGUGGAUAGCCUUUCUCUGGGUAUUGUGUUUGAAGUUCAUAGAGCUGCCAAAAUGGGAUUUUUCGAUCGCGAAGAUACCAUUACUGAAGAAGCCAAUAACUUUUAUAUAGUGGACGAAGAGAGUGUGGACAUUUUCGGUCAGAAACAGUUGAAAAAAAUAAUGACACCUAAAUGUAUUUGCCCCAGUUGUAAUCGAAACUUAGGUGCUCAGGUAUUCGCUCCGCAUUUAGCAAAAUGUAUGGGUAUGGGUAGAAACAGUGCAAGGCUGGCAAGUCAACGGAUAUCAAGUAUCACUCAGGAAACUAUGGAGAAAAUGGAUUACCACACCUCUAAUAAACCUCGAAAAAAGAGAGAUCUAAAUAGUAAGAAGUCUUAUAAGAGCCAGAAAACUGGGAAAAUUGAAGAAAACGAAACUGGAUCUUGGAAUUCAGAAAGCAUGGAUAUGGAUGUAGGAGAUGGAAAUGCAACUCAGGCAUUUGCUGCUCCCAUGGGACGUCAAGUAUCAAAUAUGUCAUUUUCUGGUGAUGUAUCCCAAGAAUAUGGAGAGACUUGUGAAGAAAAUCUUCAGAUGUAUUCAUAUUCUCCAACAAGUAUAAAACAAGAUUAUUCUAUAACAUCAUCAGGGGAUUGGGUAUCUGCUAAAACAUCUGUACAAGAAGAAAGAUGUUCGGUUCUAAAAAUGAAAGAUGUACCCAGAUACCUGUAA